UAUAUAAUUUUCUAAUACAAAUAUAGGGUAUACGAAAAAAAUAGUAGGUUUGUCCGAACCCCUACCUAGCUUCGCAAGUGUGGUUUCCAUCUGGUCUAAAACAGAGAAGCUUCACUUGUGUUAGCUUGAUGCUGUAGAAUAGUAAUAUACAGGAUUUAUGUGUAGUUGAUUGAUUGAAUGAUUAGUACUGUUGAAAGCACCCUUUGUAUGGGUUUUUCAAAUAGUGCACUCAAGGUGUUCGAUGAAAUGACUUUAUCAUGUUUUUUGAAUUGAAACUCAUCAUGAUCUCUAAUCGUUGCAUAACUCCUCCCCACACCCCUGAAAAAGUAAAUUGUAAGGUGUUGCAGAUUGGGAACCAAUUAAACCGAGUUGCAGAAUGCCAUCUCUCCAAACAGUAUUACCUCCGGAACUAGCCAAUAAUGCUAUCCGACUUUAUCGGGAGUGUCUCCGACGAGCAAAAUACAUUGGCAGUAAGCAACAUAACACAGAGCUUCUUGUUGGUAUGGUGAGACAGCAGUUCAAAAAGAAAAUGCACGAGACUGAUCCGGAUAAAAUUCAGAAAUUGAAGGAUGAUGCUGCGAGGGGGCUAAUAAAUCACAUGUUGCAUGAAUCUGAAAAGAUGACUGGCCGGAAAUUCAGCCAGAAUUGUUGAAUUUGCCUGUUAGCAAACUGCUACAAGUAAUUCCAAGAUACCAGUCCCAAUUUUGGUUUAGGAUGUACUAAAAUUUUUCGAUAUCAGUACUAAAACCUUGGACAGAGUUUGGCUUUAACAUUUGGCCGCAGCCCAGAAGUUUCAUUUAGAUUACUUUUCCAUACCUUAGCGAUACAGAUGUUGUGUCUAAAUUUAUGAAGUAUUUUAAUGAUGAAUAGUUUUUUCUUUGCAAAGUAGUUAAAUGUUCUGAAACUGAAAAUCAUAUAGUGACAACUUUCAGAAAUGGUGAAAAUUCUCAGGCAAAGUUAU
This is a messenger RNA of Solanum tuberosum (potato), 961 nucleotides long. RefSeq lists its product as uncharacterized. The record is from RefSeq and is a predicted model, not a curated record. Bases 377 to 652 code for a protein of 91 amino acids. The transcript is spliced from 5 exons. Lineage: Eukaryota; Viridiplantae; Streptophyta; Magnoliopsida; Solanales; Solanaceae.